AUGCACAUGCAGGGUGGUGGGGAGGGCGGCGGUUCCUGCCAGCGGAAGUGUGGCCGCAUCAAAGAGGGCAGGAAGGGGCAGGGGCCGGUCCGAGGGGGCCGCCGCCCUGUGCUGGGGUGGGACCCAGUCCCCAUGCUCCCUUCCCCAUCUCUAUCUGCAGUGAACCACCUCUCCCUCCUGUACCAUCUCACGGCGGUGUCCGCACCCUCCGCCGGGACUCCUGCCUUCUGGGUCUCUGGCUGGCUGGGUCCCCAGCAGUACCUGAGCUACAACAGCCUGCGGGCCCGGGCUGAGCCGUGUGGUGCUUGGAUCUGGGAGGAGCAGGUGGCCUGGUACUGGGAAAAGGAGACCACAGACCUGAGGCUCAAGGAGAAGCUCUUUCUGGAAGCUUUCAAAGUCUUGGAAGCACCAGGUCCCUUCACCCUGCAGGGCCUGCUGGGCUGUGAGCUGGGCCCUGACAACAUCUCCGUGCCCACCGCCAAGUUUGCCCUGAACGGCGAAGAGUUCCUGACAUUCGACCCCAAGCAGGGCAACUGGAGUGGCGACUGGCCCGAGUCCCUGACCAUCAGUCAGCACUGGGGGAAGCAGGCUGACGCCGUCCACAAGGAGAUGACUUUCUUGCUCUACUCCUGCCCGCAGCGGCUGCUGGGGCACCUGCAGACUGGCCGGGGGAAUCUGGAGUGGAAGGAGCCACCCUCCAUACGCCUGAAGGCCCGCCCUGGCGACCCCGGCUUUUCGGUGCUCACCUGUAGUGCCUUCUCCUUCUACCCUCCGGAGGUGCAACUUCGAUUCCUCCGGGAUGGGCUGGCAGCUGGCACCGGAGAGGGCGACUGUGGCCCCAAUGGCGACGGCUCCUUCCACGCCUGGUCGUCACUGGUCAUCAAAAGCGGCGACGAGCACCACUACCGUUGCCAUGUGCAGCACGCAGGGUUGACGCAGCCCCUCAAUGUGGAGCUGGAGUUGCCAGCCAAGUCCUCAGCGCCCGUGGUUGGAAUCAUCAUCAGCCUCUUGAUGCUCACGGCAGCCGCUGUAGGAGGAGUUCUGCUGUGGAGGAGAAUGAAGAACGGGCUGCCAGCCCCUUGGCUGUCUUUGCGUGGGGAUGACAUUGGGGCCCUCCUGCCCGGUCCUGGUCUGCCCCAGGAUGCUGACUCUCAGGAUAUAAAUGCAUCCUCAGCAACUGCCUGACCCAUCCUGGCUGCUAAUAGCUAAUGCAGUCUGGUCUCUCUCAAGCUGUGAGACCUCCUGGAAUACUGGCAUCUCUGAGCCUUCAGAAGGAGUCCUGGGCCCAGCUGAUCUGCCUCAGUUUCCCCUCCGAAUGUUUAUGGUUCUUUUCCACCUCUGCAAUAUAACGAGUUGGGCCUGAAUCAUCGUGUUCUCAUCAUUUUACGUUUUCAGGCAGGGGAAGUAUGGGAAUGGGUGGGCGGCAUGAAUAGUCCUGGGCUUCACAUCCCUUCUGGGGCUGACACGUGCCCAUGUGGAAUCCGCCGGUUUUAUAUACCAAGUCAUGUAUUUUUCAUAAUAAAUUUCGAAAUUGUUUACUGGAUA
Messenger RNA from Carlito syrichta (Philippine tarsier), 1545 nucleotides. It is a transcript of the gene FCGRT, whose product is annotated as Fc fragment of IgG receptor and transporter. Gene Ontology annotation, molecular function: beta-2-microglobulin binding. Gene Ontology annotation, biological process: immune response. The record is from RefSeq and is a predicted model, not a curated record. The coding region runs from base 1 to 1185 and encodes 394 amino acids. NCBI's taxonomy places the organism in Eukaryota, Metazoa, Chordata, Mammalia, Primates, Tarsiidae. The transcript has 7 exons. Gene Ontology annotation, cellular component: external side of plasma membrane.